UUCUCCCUGUUCCAGAAUUGUCUAGGAUGAUCCCCUUCCAAGAGAGAAAUGGAAGCCUUGGCAACAUGGAAUGCUUGGACAAGUGUCUGCGGGCCAAAAAAGACCUGGAAGUUGCAUUUGCUGAAAUUGUCAAAGCCGAACAGCAAGUCAAAGAUAACUGGAAAGAGGUAAAAGCUCAGGUUCACAGCUGCAUCAGUCGCCACCUGGAAUGCCUACGAAGCCGCGAAGUUUGGCUGUUGGAACAGGUUGACCUCAUUCAACAGCUGAAGGAAGAGGCUUUGCAGCAACAAGCGCAGCAGCUCUGUUGGUUGUUGGGACAAUUCAGCAGCCUCAUCCGCCAGCUGGAACAGCCUCAAAGCGGUGAUCUCACAAAUCAGAUUUCGGCGUGUUUUGAGAGUCUUGGCAGUUUGACUCUCCAGCCAGAAGAAACUUCCGUCCUGAACUUUGAGGCUGACGUAGCAUUUCUUCGCCAGGCAAUCACUUCGUUCGGCUCCAUUAGAACAAUGCAAACUUCCGAUAAAGACGAUUCUGCCCCUUGGAUCUCUGUGCAGAACUGUCCUGUGACAGCUAGUUUCGAAAAGUCAAAGCCUUUCCGUGGAACGCUGGGUUGCCCUCUCUCUGACUGGCUUCUUGGAACCAAAUCCGAUGGUGCAUGCUGUAUCCCUUAUGCUCCUAGCUACAAGCAGGAGGACUGGCUCUUGAAAACACCUACUGAGGAGGCCAAUCAGGAUUCCAAGCCUUUGGAAGUGUGUUACUUGGAGAAAGCAUGGGGAGACCUGAGAAAUCUGGAGAACUGGCUUUUGCAGAACCAACCGCGAGACUUUUCUGAGAGAACGGAGCUCCGCCGACGGAAGAGCUCGACUUCUACCAUUGCUUCCACCUUGUCCAUUGAGAAGAUUAAUGAGUUGGAGCUCUUUGAGCAAGAUGACACUGAUCUUUCUGAAUGGCUCCUCGUGCCUUCUGAACCCCAAAACGAGAAUGCCUCCGAUGAGAAGUGGAAAUGGGUUUUUAAGUCUUUCCGGGAGGAAUAUAACCCGAACGAUUGGCUCCCUAAAAAUGAUUCUUGCAAUCAUUGUUGCGGCGGUCAAGCCACCGGGGUAGAGAUAGAAAAUCUCGGCAAUCUGAAAUGCCUUAAUGAGCACCUGGAUGCGAGGAAGCCGCCGAACACCGACAGCUGGCUUCUGCAGCAGCCCGCUUUCAGAGUCGAGGACCUAUGCAGAGCCAAUGAGCCGUGUUCCAGCUUUUCCGAGUGCGCGUGUGACGAGAACUGUGAAAAGGAAGCCUUGUGCAAAUGGCUUCUCAGGAAAGAAGGCAAGGAUAAAAACGGGAUGCCACUAGCGGAGGUCUCCGAACUCGAGGCACGUCUGCCUGUGCUGAACAUCUGGCUCCAUCCUUCUCGACAAGCAGAGGGGGAUUCAGCCAGUUCUGCCAUAAAACAGGACACUGUCCGGGAGGUGGCAGAACCUCUGAGAGAAUUGCAGGAGACCUCAUUAUCCUCUUGGCUAGCUAAGCAAGAGGUCAAAGAGAAGACCGGCGAAGAGAAGGCGAUCCGAGAGGAAGCUGGAGUGAGCCAUAAAGGUUCCCUCCUGGAACUACUUGCGCCCUUCCACCUCCCUUUCAACAUAAACAGCUGGAUCUUGUCCUCAAAAAAUGCAGAUUUCUCCAGCCAGCCUCUCGUGGAAGAUAAAUGGCUGCUCCGUAAGAAAGCACACGACAGCGACCUUCCUGCUGUUUGCGACCUCUUUGCCUGUAUGAAGUUGAGUGGAGAGAGAGAGAAAUGGCUCUAUCAGACACCUUUGCAGAUGUGAAAAAAGUAAAAAACAACCACCCUGCAGUGUGAUCCAAACGAUUGCUUUGAUUUCCUGCUGAUCAUCGCACAUAACCCUGGAAUGAGCGACUGCGGCCUGUCGCUUCUCCUGUGUUUUUUGACCAUCUGUCUUUUCCAGAUUUCAAAUGUCACUUUAAAAGCUGUAUGUAGCUGGUGUUGAGCUGCAGAAAAUGGACCUUUGAGUCCUCAAACAGAAGUGUCCUUGUUGGGUUCUCUUGAUCCGGGACGCAUUGCAACUCGUCUCACAAAAGCCGUUAAAUCUAAGUAUUUUGCCAGUAUUUUGAAACAAAUUCUGACAGGAUGACCCUUAGCUGGGGUGGGAGAGGCAGAAUUUUGUUCAGAGAACACACCAUUGGCCCUUCUUUCCACUCCUAAUUCUAAAUAUAUUUACAGAACAUGUUCACGAGGUACAGCUCUUACGAAGUCAUUAAAACACUUCUGAAUUCUGUGUUCUGUAUAAUUUAUACGUACUCUUCUCCGCUGAAAGACAACAGCAUGCCCUACAGAUUGGCAUGGGCACCUGGCAAAUUUGGCAAUAUCCUGAUUAACGUGACUGGGAUGGGAAGGAGAGCAGGCAAAAUUGAGCACAGAGUGGAUGAAAUGUGUGUGGUUUUAAAGCCCAGUACUAAGUACAAGCUGAAUCCAUCGUAUCGCAGAACAAAAAUUAAUGUUUAUUUCUCUCACGCUAUGAAUUAUAGUCCCAAUAGAUUGACAGUAGCCUUAGAAACUUUAUGAAAUUUGAAUACCACUACCUGCUUCCACAAUUUGUGGGGGCAACUUUGAUAAGUUGUGAUGCUAAAAUUUUAAUUUUUUUAAAAAAAUGAAAAAUUCAUUUUUUGAAGUGCUCUUGGCUUACAGGUACUUUUAAUUGCUAGACAUUUUACAAGCAUAAUAGGCCUUCCAGCUGUCAUAAGAAUUGACUACUGCAUUCUCAAAAAUCUGUUAAAAUCCACUCAUUUGACUCAUUUGCCUUUCAGUGCUUAACAACGUAUCUGGUCAGGUUUCUGAGGGGUCUGUGGAAGGCCUGACUGAUAUGUAAUGCAAUCAAACCCCCGCUGUCUUUUACAUUAAUCCAAUGUGUGUGAUGCUAAUGAAGUAUGCCAUUAAACCAUUGUGAAUAAAAA
This is a messenger RNA of Thamnophis sirtalis, 2952 nucleotides long. NCBI's taxonomy places the organism in Eukaryota, Metazoa, Chordata, Lepidosauria, Squamata, Natricidae. The record is from RefSeq and is a predicted model, not a curated record.